Molecule: messenger RNA, 1301 nt
Organism: Ylistrum balloti
Lineage: Eukaryota; Metazoa; Mollusca; Bivalvia; Pectinida; Pectinidae
Product: coiled-coil domain-containing protein 130 homolog
Exons: 7
Coding region: 17-1267 (416 amino acids)
Biological process (GO): mRNA splicing, via spliceosome
Cellular component (GO): U2-type spliceosomal complex; post-mRNA release spliceosomal complex
Source: RefSeq, a predicted model, not a curated record
ACCACUCACAUUCAGCAUGGCUGAAAGAAAAUCUGUGAACAAAUAUUACCCUCCUGAUUGGGACCCAAGCAAAGGGUCUGUCAACAAGCACUUCGGUCAGCACCCACUAAGGGACAGAGCUCGGAAACUCAAACAGGGGAUUCUUGUCAUUAGGUUUGAGUUGCCCUACAACAUCUGGUGUGGAGGUUGUAAUAAGCCUGUAGCGAUGGGAGUGAGGUACAAUGCUGAGAAGUCCAAAGUGGGCAACUACUAUACAACGCCUAUUUACAAGUUUCGAAUGAAGUGUCACUUGUGUGAUAACCACUUUGAAAUACAGACAGACCCUAAGAACCAUGACUAUGUGAUCUUAAAUGGAGCGCGUCGGAAAGAACAAAGAUGGGAUCCUAAAGACAAUGAACAAAUCGUACCUGAAGAUAAAGCUACACAGAAGAAGCUGGCUACUGAUGCCAUGUAUAAACUAGAGCAUGGAUCAGAUGACAAGGACGCCGGUAAAUCUCGGGUGAUGAACCUAGGCCAGAUAGAAGGCCAAAGGGGGCAGUGGAAGGAUGACUAUAUGAUCAACAAAUUGGCAAGGGAAAAAUUUAGGAUGGAGAAAAAGCAUAUCAAAGAAGCACAGGCUUUGGAUGACAAACUUCUGGAAAAGUCUUCUCUAGAUAUACAACUGGUCGAGGAGGAUGAAGCAGAUGUACGACUGGCUGGACUUCUGAAAUAUACUGCCACCGAAUCGUUCGAUGAAAAGCAGCAACAGAAAAGAAAAGAAAUAGAACAGAAACCAAUAUUCCAAGGUGUGUCUGUGACAAAUGAAUCCAAACCAACAUCAACUAAAGACAAAACAAAGGAAUUAAUCAAACAAAAGUUUGCAGGCAAAAUAAGUACAAAUAGAAUCAAUGUGUUUAAUUCCCCUGCUAUAAUGUCCAAAACAGAAAAGCAGCAUUUGAAGCAGUCCUUGGGAGUUCGCAAACGAUUGUCUACACCUGAACAAGAAAGAGUUAACUCCCCUGGAACGUCAGCUAUGCAUGGCUCAGUUGCAGAUGUAACUACUAGUGGUAAUGAUCAGAGAGGAAAAAACAACUGUGAUAAUAACAAUAUUGAAGACUCAAGUUCCAGUGACUUUUCGAAGACAGUUGACAAGUCAUGUGACAAUGAUGUAUUGAACAAUGACAGCACCAGCUCUCCUGGUCCUGUUUCUGCCAAUACAAUAGGGCUCGGUCUUGUGUGUACUUACAGUGAUUCAGACAACACAGAUAGCUCCAGUGAUAGUUUGUAACACUUGCUGAAAUAAAAUUCUUUAAAAAAAGUCA